AAACGAACACGGAAGAUAAUCAAAUGAGCCAUGAAAUGUCCUCUAUAUUCCGAUAAGAAUUGCCGAAAACUAUAAGAGGAUAGAUCCCGAAGAAUCAUUUUCGUAAACGGAAAAUAUCAUCCUUUCGAAUCGAACUGAAACAAAUUUUUUUAGCAGAAUGAGAGGGUUCAUUGUGUUCCUUUUCUUUGUCCCUUUUUUGUGCGUACAAGCACUAACUGAAGACGAAGUAGAGCGACAGUGGCAAGAAUAUCUGCAACAGUACAAGAAGUCCUACAGAUCCCCAGUCGAGAAAUCUAGACGCUUCUCCAUCUUCAAAUAUCAUCUCGAGGAGAUUGAAAACAACAAUAGGUUAUUCAAUGAAGGUAAGGCAAGUUUCAAGAAAGGAAUCAACGAAUUUUCUGAUUGGACCGAUGAAGAGUUUAAAGAAUAUGUUAGCCAUGGAUUGAUCAGUGAAGGAAAUAUACUCAACCCUCUAAUAGAUGUAACUGGUGAGAUUUAUGAAAGUUGGAAGGAAUUUCAGUCGAAAUAUAAAAAGACCUACAGAUCUCCGGUGGAGACCAAGAAACGUUUUGAGAUUUUCAAGAACAACUAUGUUAAGAUGUUGGAUCACAAUGGUCUUUACGAGCAAGGAUUAGUGAGCGACAGGUUAGGAAUCAACCAAUUUUCAGACUGGACUCAGGAAGAAUUCAAGGACUUCGUAAACAAGGGUUUGAUUCCUUGCGAAGAUGCUGAUAUUCUUCGCAGAUGGGAAGAUUUCAAGCGAAAAUUCAACAAGUCCUACCAAUCAAUCACAGAGACAGAAGAACGCUUCAACAUAUUCAAGAGUAAUGUGCGUAUGAUAGAUGAACACAACAGGCUUUACAAAUUGGGGAAAUUCAGCUAUCUGAUGGGAAUCAAUCAAUUCGCCGAUUGGACGAAUGAAGAAUAUAAAGAAUGGGUUCGAACACACUGAUAGAUGAUUGAAUCGGAUCAACGGGCAAAUGAAUUUUCGAUUUAGAUAUUUUGAU
Messenger RNA from Coccinella septempunctata (seven-spotted ladybird), 1007 nucleotides. RefSeq names its product trophozoite cysteine proteinase-like. Bases 158 to 952 code for a protein of 264 amino acids. The record is from RefSeq and is a predicted model, not a curated record. NCBI's taxonomy places the organism in Eukaryota, Metazoa, Arthropoda, Insecta, Coleoptera, Coccinellidae. The transcript has 4 exons.